Messenger RNA from Fusarium keratoplasticum, 768 nucleotides. Its product is annotated as AB hydrolase-1 domain-containing protein. Lineage: Eukaryota; Fungi; Ascomycota; Sordariomycetes; Hypocreales; Nectriaceae. Bases 1 to 768 code for a protein of 255 amino acids. The transcript has a single exon. The record is from RefSeq and is a predicted model, not a curated record.
AUGCCUGCAGAAUCAACCAUGGUCACUAAAUAUCCCGCCACGCUCAUUGGCGACCCAGCCAACUCUUCCCCUUUGAUCAUCUGCUUCCACGGCUCAGGCGACUCGUGUGCAUCCUGGAUACCCCUGGCAGAACUUCUUGGCACCAAAUAUCGAGUGCUCCUCUGGGACCGCCAGGAUCCUUAUAUGAAGCCCAAGUCAAUUAUAAACGGGAUUCUGUGGUACUUGGAUCAAGCGAAACUACCGCCACCUUACGUUUUGGUCGCGCAUUCAUAUGGCGGCAUGUUUGUGCGGCUGUUUCUUGACCGAAAACACCCCGACGUGGCGGGGGUGGUGCUCGUCGAGACAGGCCAGGAGGCAGAAACAGGCAAAGGAAUCGAGGAGAAGCAAUACAGGAACCAAAUCCUGGGAAAUAAGCCCCUUGUGGUCAUUCGUGGUAACACGUUGAUAGGGAAGUGGAAGCAAUACGAAGAAGCCUUUGUUGCUGCUGAGGGUAAGACUAGUCCCAACCUCGCAGCACAGAAACAGAUGCUGGAUGCGGCGGAUAAGGAGGAUGAACGCCUGAAAAAGGCACAACUGGCACUGUCGCGAUGUCAUCGCUACGUUCAUAUUCCGGACUGCGGGCAUGACGUUAUUCAGCAGAGACCAGAGGCAGUGGUUAAAGAAGUCACCUGGGUCAUGGAUCAUCUUCAGCCAAUGAAUGAGCAUUCAACUAUGGGGCUGAAAGCGUUGGUGUGGCUAAAAAGUCUGAAAGAGCGGUUCUUAGGUUGA